Molecule: messenger RNA, 1643 nt
Organism: Galeopterus variegatus (Sunda flying lemur)
Lineage: Eukaryota; Metazoa; Chordata; Mammalia; Dermoptera; Cynocephalidae
Product: bromodomain-containing protein 8-like
Exons: 3
Coding region: 400-753 (117 amino acids)
Cellular component (GO): NuA4 histone acetyltransferase complex
Molecular function (GO): protein binding
Source: RefSeq, a predicted model, not a curated record
UACUUUCAUAGAUCUGUUCUUUAGAGUCACAGGUGCAGAAGAGCAAAUCAGCAAGAGUGGAAAAGGCACAGACAAUUGUAGAUUUGUAGUAUACUUUUAUAAGGAGAUAAACCACUUCAUUGGGUAAUAGUGAUAACUAAGAAAAUAUUUAUAGUUUGGGGUCCCUUGUGGAAGCAUUAAAUAUAUUUUUAUUCCUAUGGUGUUGUAUUCCUUUAGAUGUUAAUUAGGAGCACUAUGUCUUGAGAAAACCUCAUUACCCACCUGGGGGAGACAGGAAUACCAUUUGUAAAAUUACCGUCUCUUUUCUAUCAUGUUUAAUCUUAUAGGACUGAUCUAAGCCAGGGUGACCCUGUUCAGGAUCAUUUGUUAUUUAAGAAGACUCUCCUGCAAGUCUGGAAGAUGAUUGCCAGUCACAGGUUCAGCAGUCCAUUUCUGAAGCCUGUGUCAGAAAGGCAGGCCUCAGGGUACAAGGAUGUGGUGAAAAGACCCAUGGAUUUAACUACCCUGAAGAGGAAUCUGUCUAAGGGACGGAUUUGUACCAUGGCCCAGUUCCAGCGGGACCUUAUGCUGAUGUUCCAAAAUGCUGUGAUGUACAAUGACUCUAAUCAUCAUGUGUACCAUAUGGCUGUGCAGAUGCAGCGAGAAGUCUUAGAACAGAUUCAGGUACUGUAUGUAGAGAACUGCAAGAUAAAGGAGAGUAGCCUCUGGAGUCUGAUUUCGGAAAGUCUAAGAAUAAGGGUGAUGUUGAGGUGACCUUGUGUUCCCACAGUUUAGAGGUGAUUCAAAGCCCUGAAGGAUUGAUGAUGUGCCUGCCAAUUUGGAAAGCUCUGAGCCUCUCUAGAUCCAGCUUUAACAGAUAAUGAACUAGUCUAGGUAGGCAGGCAGCAAUGAAGGGCAUUCGAGAGAGCUGGGCAUAGAUAAGUAAUUCCACAGCCUUAAGUCAGAGGGCUAAACAUGCCAGACCAGAACAGAGGCUGUCCAUUUUUUGGUUGCUACAUCUGUUGAUAUUAAUGUAUGUUCACACUUUACCAUUUUCAGGAGAUAAGACAUACAUAGUAGGUAGAAGACAUUUGAGGGUUUUUUUCUGGGCAGCAUCAUACUUAAAAAAAUAUAUAUAUUUAUAGUUGAAUCUAUCCUAAAAAAGAAAGAAAAUUGUAUUCAAUCCUUUGUAGCUUUUAAAAUUCCUAGCUUGUUAUUUGUGCCAUGACCUUGUAGGUGCUGAGUAUUUGGUUAGACCAAAGAAGAGACUUAAGUAGUCUGGAAUGAGAACCAGCCAACCCAGUGGGAGAUGGAAAACCUGUUUUGUUAACCUGGAGCUGCUACCCUGACAUUUUCUGAAGUUUGGACCUCUCUCUGUGAGACUCUAACCCAGAGAAGAUCCUGGUAUUUCUCUCUUGUUGUUUCUUAUAAGAGUAAUGCUUUAACUUACAACCAAGGAGUCAAAGUAGCCUGUGGACAUAAUAAAAAGAAAAAGUCAGAUCACUGUACUAGCCUGCUGCUGCUGCUGCAAAAAAAAAAAGUUGAGAUUUGGGUUUAUAUCAUAAAUGUUAUCCACAACCUUGUUCCAUAGGCUUAAUUUAGAGGUAAUUAGAUGAAACCUUUCACUGGUGUUCUAAAAAAUAAAUGUUAUUUCACAAACCAAA